AACCACUGGCAAGCACGGAAUUUCCUUCCUCUCAUGGUCCGAAAAAAAAAAGGCCUUUAUAAAUGGGGACUAUGUUCCGCUUGCUCUCGCUGUAUCAGCUUCGGAUCGUCGAACACAGACGUUUUUUACCACCACCGGCAGCUUUUCUAACAUCGCCAUCAUGAUUCCUCGAACAAACGCACUGCUUAUUUGUGUGGUUUUCCUCUGCGGACUGGAGGAAACGGUCCUCUCUGGGCGCGGACAUUGCACCGGGAAUCAAUGUUUUGCGCUUUUCCAGAAGCCCGAUGACUUUCUAGGCGCACAGGAAAUCUGCAAAACGUUUGACGGACAGUUGUUCGUGUUCAACCUGGAACACUUACGGAAGAUAUUGAGGAGUUCACCCAACGGGCUCAGCGGUAGUUACUGGCUGGAGCUGCACAGCGCCGGCAGGACAACAGAGGAGGCCGUGGCAGGUCUCCAAAACUGCUCCUACAUCUCCGGACAGAAUUCCACGGUGUUGUGGAAGCCGUGCCGUGAAAACCUGGACGGAUUUCUUUGCCAAUAUACAUUCGAGGAGAAUUGUAGUAUCUUGCAAGCAGGCGGGGGCGCACAGAUGAAGUACACCGCGCAUAUGGGCUUCGAGGUGAACGAUUCGGAAACGUUUCCAUUAGGAACCAUCGCGGAAAAGGCUGGCGGCAAAUAUCCCGACUCUAGGUAUUUGUGUUACUCGAACGGUUGGUUGCGAGCUCCCUGGAACUGUGAGGUGCUGCGGGGCGGCUGUGAAUACAACUGCAAUUCCACAACACACACCUGCACCUGUCCCGCAGGGCAAACUCUGCACCCCAACAACAUCACAUGCACCACAGAUCCCUGCGCAGACUGUGCGCACGAGUGCCAACAGGUGGGCGACAACUACGUGUGCACGUGCAGGGAAGGCUUCGAGCUGGCGCAGGACAUGAAGCUGUGCGUGGACGUGGAUGAGUGUAAAAAGGACCCAUGCACGGGUGAGGGUGAAGAGUGUGUCAACACCCAGGGGGGGUUCGAGUGCCGGUGUAAAGAUGGCUUUGAAGAGGAGGAUGGAGUGUGUGAGGAUGUUGCAAUCUGUGAGAAGUGUGAGCACAUGAGGUGUCAGAAAUUCAAUGGGGUACAUAAGUGUGUGUGCAAGGAGGGGUUCAGGGUGUCACCAUUAGACCCCACCAAGUGUGAGCAGCACUGCACUGAGAGAGACUGUCCAGCCAAUUGCAUCGAAAAUCAGUGUUUCUGCCCCGAUGGCUACAUUCAAGACUCUGACGAUGGCAUCCCCAUUUGCACUGACAUAAAUGAAUGUGACAAUGAGUGGGAGUGUGAUCACAAGUGUGAAAAUUUAUUCGGUGGUUACAGAUGUUUGUGCAAUGAGGGGUUCAAGCUGCACAAUGAGCACAGGUGUUUACGCACAAGUGAGGAGGAGGAAGUGGAUGGAUCAGGCUCACCUUCUCCAUUCCCUACACCAGCCGGCGCUCACCCAGCCGCAGUGCCCUCUUACAUCAAGACCGGCAGCGUCCUUGGGAUCACCGUGUUCAUGGUGCUGUGUGCGGCGCUGCUGUUUUACUUGAUCCAGAGCACAGCCAAACGUUGCGGCAAAUUUCAGCUUUCCUCCUUCAAACACCCGAAUAUCGACAUUUUCUACCUGCAGCAGGUGACCACAGAGACCUACAAGAGGUUAUCCUUUGACAAACAGUUAAAAAACGACUUUCAAAUACCUUCAUCACACCUAUGAGGAAAUGUGCUGCUUUUCAACCUUCUCAUGUCACCGCUUGUUUUCUUUCCUCAGAGAUGUCAAAUGUUCAGAAUGGGACCUUUUCACAGCUAUGCAGUCUUAUAAUGGGAAACCAUUUAUUUAUCUUUAAAAGCUGCAACCAGUCAUAUACUGUGCAGUCAUAGUAUCAAUCAUAGCAGUGAAUGCAUACAAUGGAGAUAUGGGAUGUUUUCUGAAAUACAGUAGAUUUCUAUAUGAAAUUGUUAUUCAAAAUCACACCCUCAAAUUCAUUUUAAUAGUUAAAUAGCCAAUUUGGGAGUUUAUCUAGCCUUACAAGUAAGAUGCUGUUAAACGGAAAGUGUAAUGGUAAUGGUUUUACUCACUUUGUUGCUGUCUAACUACAAUGUAUUCCCACCUUACUCUACUGUGAGGGGGUUUUUUUGUUUGUUUUUUACGUAAAAGGGAAAACACAUUGUACCUUGGACUUUGCGUGACAUUUUCAUUUUGCACAUCGCAAAUUAAUGUAACAUUCCACAUAUUGAUUGUAAUAUCUGGGGGGGGGGUUUAUAACUACUUUAGUUAAAUCAUUAUGGUUUUUAUCUUUUGGUAAAAUAACACUUUAAAAUGAUGCAAAAAAAGUUCUCUUUAGUCAAUGUAGGCUACAUUAUUUUUUCCUAGUGCUUUUCUGUGUUACACUGGCACAAUGACUCGUCACUAAUGUUUACUAAUGAAAUAUAUUACAUGGCUUAUGAUAUUUGAGAUAGAUACACAGUAUCUAGUUCUGAAGCCGAACAUUUGAGAUAUAUUGAUUGCUAUGAGAACUGAUUCUGAUGCAUUUUAACUCAUGGCAGCGUGUAUUCAGGCUUUAUGGACCAUUUUCACAUGCAUAGAUCUGAUGCGUGUCAUUCCUAAAUGACAAAUCUACAUUCUGCAAUGUCCAAUGUGUAGUUUAUGUGUAAACCUAAAGAUUAGUGGCAUUUCUGGGUACACACUGGAGAAAAAGUCCACAUUCUGUUCCAUCUGAACACUGAAUCAUGAUGUACAGGGCAACGUUUCAUUCUAAGACAUUAUUCUAUAUACACUGCAAAUACUGCCAAACAAAACAGCUACAGGUCAUGUUGCUCAUGUGCAUCAGAACAUUUGUAAUCUAACGGAAUUACAUGUUACCAUAUUCACUGACCAUCCUGACGUGCUGUACAUGGCUACCACUGACACGAGGUUGAAUGUUCUUAACUUUAUUGUAUAACUGACUGCUCUCGGAGCCACAGAAGCUGCUGUCCCUUUUGAGAGAUCAACUAAACAUGAAUGUAAAAACUGUGCUGCUAUGGUCUACAUAUAGGAAAACACAUUUUCACCUCAUGAUAUGCUCAGCCACCACAUGUCUGUAUAACAGGCUUAUUGUAAGCUUUCACUUGUUGCAGUAGCCUAUUUGAUUUUUUGUUAGUUAAUAUCUCACUAAGGAAUGAUAAAUAAAAAAACUAAAAGCUGGA
This is a messenger RNA of Micropterus dolomieu (smallmouth bass), 3204 nucleotides long. RefSeq names its product thrombomodulin-like. The record is from RefSeq and is a predicted model, not a curated record. Gene Ontology annotation, molecular function: calcium ion binding. Bases 161 to 1735 code for a protein of 524 amino acids. Lineage: Eukaryota; Metazoa; Chordata; Actinopteri; Centrarchiformes; Centrarchidae. The transcript has a single exon.